This is a messenger RNA of Maylandia zebra (zebra mbuna), 1551 nucleotides long. The record is from RefSeq and is a predicted model, not a curated record. NCBI's taxonomy places the organism in Eukaryota, Metazoa, Chordata, Actinopteri, Cichliformes, Cichlidae.
CUGGAAGUGCUGAUUGCAAAUUUGUCACAGUUUGAUGUCUGUUGUUCAGGACUGCGGUCUGCUGGUCCAGCCAGAUCGCUCCUGCGGUCUUCAGCCCCACAGCGAAUCCCAGAGUCAACGUAAUGCCUGCAGCUCGGGACACGUGUCAGGACGCUGGGUUGUUCCAUGCCUCAGUUGUUCUGACAACAGGACGUGCGACUGGAGGGAAGUUUCCUGGCAGGCAGAUGGUUGUUAUCACCCAAUAGUGGACCACCCACUGCUGCAGGACUGUAUGAAGGACAGAAAGCUGUUGUUUAUCGGGGACUCAACAAAUCGUGGGAUGAUGUACUUCCUGAUGGAGAGGGUGAACUCCACCCUGGAGGACUGGGACAAAGCUCACGACACGCUGGUCUACAGGAACCUGAACAGAGGACGGACUCUGGUCAGCUACUCGUACUAUCCUCAGUUCUGGCUGGAGAAGAAGCAGCGACCCACGUUCAGGGAGGCUCUGCAGCAGCUGCUCAACAGGUCUCAGCCUCUGGUGAACUCUAACCAAACAGUUCUGGUUGUGGGAGGAGUCCAGUGGCUCAACACCAAUCACCUGAGGACAGUCAGUGAAGUGCUGGACAAUAAAUCUCUCAGUAACAUCCUGGUGGUGGUGAAGUCUUUAGGGAUGGGCUUCCAUCUGCCUGUGGACGGGAUCAGGUCUCUCAGUCUGACAGAGAUACAGGACCUGUACAGGGAGAACGACGACAUCAUCACCACCGCCAAGCAUCAUGGGUACGAAGUGAUUGACACGUUCAGCAUCACGAUGGGUCGAUACAAAGAGUUCCUGCAGGGACGCUGUGCCUGUCACUUUCACGAGGUGGAGAAGUUUUGGUCCACAAAACUUUCCAGUGACAGAACGUCCACCGCGAACACGACCAGAACAGAGAGAACUGUACAUACACUCGGCAGCCAAUCAACCCUGCCAGACACGGAGCAGGAGGCGGGGUCUCAACCCACAACCUAUCGUGUUAGAGGACCAGUGAACCAAGUAUACUCUGAGAUCCUUCUGAGCCGCCUGUGUCCCAUUACCCGAAACUGAACACCUAGGAGGGGCCAGGUGAAUCCUUCGGGAGAGUCACCUGUCCCCCUCCAGGACGUGGACUUCAGAGAGGGGUGGGGGACUCAAUGGUGGAGGUGGAUUAUUCAGAAUGAACAGAAGCCUCACUGUGCAGCUCAGGAGCACCAAUCCGACGAGACGCUGAGGGUCUCAGACUCAGCUGCUGGCUUCUAAUAAGCAGAGGUUACUCGAGAUAUCGCUCAGCUGGUUCCUGCUGCUCGCAGAUGUUUAAAGUUUUCAGCAUUUCAGUCCCAGCAGCAGGACUGUUAAUCUCUGACCUUCUGCUGGGAUUUUCCAUUUCAGAACCAGAAAAAUCCUCUACCAUAAUUCUGCUGACUGCACCAGCUGCUUCUCGCUGGCCCGUGUGUUUGACAGUGAUAUGAGUUAGCGUGGAUUCAAGCAGCUGCUUCCUGAUUCAGACUUAGCCUCAGGCCUCACUGAUUGAUCGAUUCUGUAUGUCAGACCAG